AACUUGAACAAAUCAUGACUCAUAUAAUUCCAAAGCAAAAACAAACCAUGGGCUUAAAUCCCACCCACUCUUUCACUUCAUCAUAAAUUAGACUCACAAAGCUUUAAGACCCUUAAAACCCAUUUCAGAGUAACAAAAAGAAAAUAUAAACACAAAACGUUUUCUUUCUCAUUCCCAAUUCCAUUUCUUCUUAAUUGGUUUUUUUCCGUUCAAUUUAUAUGGUUAACUUGACCAAAAGAGCUAGACCAAUGAUCGGAAAACUUUCCGAGCUUCUUGUUCCCGGCCACCGCGCCGGCUCCAUUGAAAUCGGGACUAGUCCAAGAAGCCCAUUAGAUCUCAAGAUGCAAUCUCCUCGUGGUUUGAAAAACUACGAUCUUGGCGGAGUUGGGUUGGGAAUUGUAGCUGCUUUGGAAAAAUCCUCCGUCGACAGUGGAAGAGAUUUUCCAGCCAAGUACGCGAUUUGCAGCUUGAAUUUAAAUCGGUCGAAUCCAAUUCCGGUGAAUAUAGUCAGUAACGGGGACAAGUUCAGAGCUUGCGAAGAAUUAGACGAAGAGAGUUACACUUACGUCACUUGUCGGUUACCGAAUGACAAAACGUUUACCAAAGUCUAUUACGAUGGUGUUGAAUAUGGAAGAAAAAAUCACCUGAAAAUCGAUCUGGGUCGGUGUAGUAACCAAAAGGGUAUUUUUGAUUCGCCGUCAGCGAUCUCCGGUGAAGAAUUUUGUUCAUUUCCCACCUCGGAUUUUCUCAGUUGUUGUCAUUUGUGCCGGAAAACACUCCACGGCAAGGACAUAUAUAUGUACAGAGGAGAGAAAGCGUUUUGUAGUCCAGAGUGUCGUGCAAGUCAAAUUUUGAGUGAUGAAAGGAAAGAAAAACAGUGCAGAUCAGAGGCCAGAAGAGGUGUUGAUGUAUCAGCUUCAUCAUCAUCAUCAUCGUCUUAUGGCAAAGGCGAAAUCUUCUCAACUGGUAUCGUUGCCAUUUAGUAGAAGAAGAGGAAACCAAAAGGCCAUUAUGAACUUUAGUCACUUUCUAAACCGGUUACAAUAUUGUAUAAACAUAAUACGAGAAUCAAUCAGCUUUAUGCGGCUAACUAAAUCCUACCAAAGAAAAACUAAAAAAAAAACGAGAGAGAUAAGAAAAUUUUGCACUGUAAUGAGAAUUACUUGCCCUUUUUGUUAAUAAAAAGAAAUUAAUAUAUUACAUCUGUUAUGAAAAGGAGUCUUUAUUUCUACUGGUUUAUGGCAUCAAUGGUUAAAAAACAGAAAUGAACUGAGUCUGGUGUUGAUCGGAAAACGACCACGUUAUGGACCAGAAAGCUAAAAGUUCGAGCUAUCGAAGCAAAAUAGUAAACUAUUGCUACCCUUUUGGUUUUUUGUCGUUUAUAUAUCAGUAGAUUGUUUAGGUAAUUUGGUUGAGUUUUAUUGUAUCCAAAAAUAAAGGGUAGCAGGUAAAUCGUAUGAACAAGAAACAGAGCACUUAUAGGUCGACAAAGACGUUUCGCUUUUGUCCACAAUGGGGCCAUGUUUGACAGCACUGCACUUAACACCAAUUACCAUUUUUCGAUGUGAAAUUUAAGUUGAAAUAGAAGAGGGUCUGGUCUAGCUUUUUA
Cannabis sativa is the source of this 1609-nucleotide messenger RNA. RefSeq names its product FCS-Like Zinc finger 13. NCBI's taxonomy places the organism in Eukaryota, Viridiplantae, Streptophyta, Magnoliopsida, Rosales, Cannabaceae. The record is from RefSeq and is a predicted model, not a curated record. The coding region runs from base 219 to 983 and encodes 254 amino acids. The transcript is spliced from 2 exons.